Messenger RNA from Cryptococcus wingfieldii CBS 7118, 411 nucleotides. RefSeq lists its product as hypothetical. The coding region runs from base 1 to 411 and encodes 136 amino acids. The record is from RefSeq and is a predicted model, not a curated record. The transcript is spliced from 4 exons. Lineage: Eukaryota; Fungi; Basidiomycota; Tremellomycetes; Tremellales; Cryptococcaceae.
AUGUCUACCACUCAGCUCACCAGCUCUGCCCUCCGAACCCUCGUCCCUCUUGAAGACAUCCCUCCUCUUACUCUCGGCAAGACCACCCGCGCGUCCUCUUUCGCAUCUUCUACCACCUCCACUUCGUCAAUCUACUCUCGGGCUGCCGAUGAUCUUAUUGACAGGUUCGCUACACAUCAGCCCCAGACGCCCAUUCAUCUUUGGUCGGGAGGUAACGUUCGACUCGGGAACAUGGACCUUACUCUCACCACGCACGAUGCUGAGCUGUUGAUGCACGCUAUGAAUGGCGACGAACGCUUCGAUUUUGUCAAGUUGACUUUUUUGGAUGAGGAUCGUGAAGAGUGGAAGAUCUCCUUCAUGCGCUCUCAGGUGUCUUCCAUCAGCCCUCCUUCUUCUGUCUUUGAGUUCUAG